Messenger RNA from Aspergillus candidus, 813 nucleotides. RefSeq lists its product as uncharacterized. The transcript has a single exon. NCBI's taxonomy places the organism in Eukaryota, Fungi, Ascomycota, Eurotiomycetes, Eurotiales, Aspergillaceae. Bases 1 to 813 code for a protein of 270 amino acids. The record is from RefSeq and is a predicted model, not a curated record.
AUGACGCUGAUCCACACCUUUGACGAGAUCAACGCGACCACCUCCAUCGUCGAAACCCGCCCGAACGUCCUAGCAUUCCUAGGAGGCAACCAGAGCAGCCUCGGGGUCGGCAUCAACGGCACCUUUGGCGUGUGGGAGCUCGAUCUCCGCCCAACCCUUGACGGCAAGGGCGGCAAACCUGCCAUCCAAGAGCUGGUGCGCAUCCCCGACGGCGGCCUUCUGGCCGGAAUCAGGCCCCUCCCAGACGCCCUCGGCACGGUUCUCGUGAGCGAUUCCACGGCCGGCGUAGUCUGGAGGGUCGAUACCGUCACCCGGGAGUACGAGCUCGGUCUGCAAGACAGUGACAUGGUAGGCCCCGUGUGGGGGGCGACGCAGUUCGGCAUCAACGGGGUCCAGAUCCGCAAAGGCUACCUCUACUGGUCAAACAGCUACCUUGCGUCUAUUUAUCGCAUGGCGAUCACGCCAGAGGGUUAUGCCGCGCCCGGGGCCAAAAGCGAGCUUGUCGCCGCGAUGCGUGGAAUUUACCUCGAUACCUUUUGCUUCAGUGCCGAUGAGGACGAUGACACCAUCUGGGCCGCGACAAAUGCGGAUGAUCGGCUUGCGGCUAUCUCACCCGAUGGGACGGUCACGUAUGUGGCCGGUGAGCCCGACCAGAUGACGCUGGCAGGGUCCGUUGCACCUGCUUUCGGGACUUUGCCGGGGGACACUAAGACUAUCUAUAUCGCGACUUCCGGGGGCAUGGUGUUUCCUAUCAACGGGACUGUAAUCGAGGGGGGCAAGAUAGCAGCGGCUGAUACGACUGGCUGGAAAUGA